AUACAUUUUGGUAUUUAAACUAUUUUAGCAACUGGUAACACUAUUCGACACCGGUGCCAUCAAUUUGGGUCAAUUUAAAAGGAACUAUGUUUUUGCAUAACACAAAGUUUUGCAGACUGGCAAGUGGUCUGGCAGGAGGAGUGCGCAACCUGAGCGGCCAAAAACCGAAGACCGCGAUCCUAAUGCUGAACAUGGGCGGUCCGACCCACACGGACCAGGUGCAUGACUACCUCCUGCGUAUUAUGACCGACCGGGACAUGAUCCAGCUGCCGGUGCAGAGCCGUCUUGGUCCGUGGAUCGCCCAGCGCAGGACGCCCGAGGUACAGAAGAAGUACAAGGAGAUCGGCGGUGGUUCACCGAUUCUUAAGUGGACCGAGCUGCAGGGCCAGCUCAUGUGCGAGCAGUUGGACAGAAUCUCCCCGGAGACAGCACCUCACAAGCACUACGUCGGUUUCCGCUACGUGAAUCCCCUCACUGAGAACACGCUGGCCGAGAUCGAAAAGGACAAACCAGAGCGCGUUGUACUCUUUUCACAAUAUCCACAGUACAGCUGCGCCACCUCCGGAUCCAGCUUUAACUCCAUAUUUACUCAUUAUCGGAGCAAUAAUCUGCCCUCGGAUAUCAAAUGGAGCAUUAUCGACAGGUGGGGCACUCAUCCACUUCUAAUCAAAACGUUUGCCCAGCGAAUUCGCGACGAGCUGGCCAAAUUUGUGGAAACGAAACGAAAUGAUGUGGUCAUCCUCUUCACUGCCCACUCCCUUCCCCUUAAGGCUGUGAACCGGGGUGACGCGUAUCCCUCGGAGAUUGGUGCUAGCGUACACAUGGUGAUGCAGGAACUUGGUCAGACGAAUCCCUACAGCCUGGCAUGGCAAUCCAAGGUGGGCCCGCUACCCUGGCUGGCGCCCGCAACUGAUGAUGCCAUUAAGGUGUAACUUUAAUGCCGGAUUUCCAUUCCCAUCCACUAAAACCAAUCCCAUCUUUACAGGGCUAUGUUAAGCAAGGCCUGAAGAACUUCAUCCUUGUGCCCAUUGCCUUCGUGAACGAGCACAUCGAGACGCUGCAUGAGCUCGACAUCGAGUACUGCGACGAACUGGCCAAGGAGGUAGGCGUAGAGGAAAUCCGUCGAGCUGCAACCCCCAACGACCACCCGCUGUUCAUCGACGCCCUGACAAACGUUGUGGCAGACCACCUGAAGUCCCAGCAGGCAGUCAACCCCAAGUUCCUCAUGCGUUGUCCCAUGUGCUCCAAUCCAAAGUGCAGGGAGAGCAAAAGCUGGUACCGCCAGCUCUGCUCGAACUAAGCAACCAAGUCAACUUGCGGGGGUGGGUAGCACUGCGUGACAAGCGUUUCAAGUGCUGCAGCUGGAGGAGAACAUUUAUGCAUUCAUUUGGGUUUCUGGGGGAUUGGUUUUCACAUACUGGUGUUUAUUUCUUUCCGCUUUAAUUAAAGUCUCUGUUGAACAGUAU
Drosophila melanogaster (fruit fly) is the source of this 1466-nucleotide messenger RNA. RefSeq names its product ferrochelatase (gene FeCH). Bases 87 to 932 code for a protein of 281 amino acids. The transcript is spliced from 4 exons. Gene Ontology annotation, biological process: heme biosynthetic process. NCBI's taxonomy places the organism in Eukaryota, Metazoa, Arthropoda, Insecta, Diptera, Drosophilidae. Gene Ontology annotation, molecular function: protoporphyrin ferrochelatase activity. The record is from RefSeq and is marked reviewed. Gene Ontology annotation, cellular component: mitochondrial inner membrane.